Molecule: messenger RNA, 1615 nt
Organism: Camelus dromedarius (Arabian camel)
Lineage: Eukaryota; Metazoa; Chordata; Mammalia; Artiodactyla; Camelidae
Gene: PON2
Product: paraoxonase 2
Exons: 9
Coding region: 89-1153 (354 amino acids)
Biological process (GO): response to toxic substance
Cellular component (GO): extracellular region
Molecular function (GO): arylesterase activity
Source: RefSeq, a predicted model, not a curated record
AGCGCUGCCCGCGAGACCGAGCGGGACCGCGGGCGCCGCCCACACUGCUCCCCGGCCCGGCCGAGAGAGGCGGCGGGGCUCCCGCGCGAUGGGGCGACUGCUGGCUCUGAGCUUGCUGGGGAUAGCCGUGGCGCUCCUGGGCGAGAGGUUCCUGGCGCUCAGGAAUCGACUUAAAGCCUCCAGAGAAGUAGAAUCCGUAGAUCUUCCAAACUGCCACCUGAUUAAAGGAAUUGAAGCUGGCUCUGAAGAUAUUGACAUACUUCCCAAUGGUCUGGCUUUCUUUAGUGUGGGUCUAAAAUAUCCAGGACUCCACAGUUUUGCACCAGAUAAGCCUGGAGGAAUACUAAUGAUGGAUCUAAAAGAAGAAAACCCAAGGGCACUGGAAUUAAGAAUCAGCCGUGGAUUUAAUUUGGCUUUGUUUAAUCCACAUGGUAUCAGCACUUUCAUAGACAGUGAUGACACAGUUUAUCUCUUUGUUGUAAACCACCCAGAAUUCAAAAAUACAGUGGAAAUUUUUAAAUUUGAAGAGGAAGAAAAUUCUCUUUUGCAUCUAAAAACAAUCAAACAUGAGCUCCUUCCAAGUGUGAAUGAUAUCGUAGCUGUUGGACCAGCACAUUUCUAUGCUACCAAUGACCACUAUUUCUCUGAUCCUUUCUUAAAGUAUUUGGAAACAUACUUGAACUUACACUGGACAAAUGUUGUUUACUACAGUCCAAAUGAAGUUAAAGUGGUAGCAGAAGGAUUUGAUUCAGCAAAUGGAAUCAAUAUUUCACCUGAUAAAAAGUACAUUUAUGUAGCUGAUAUACUGGCUCAUGAAGUUCAUGUUUUGGAAAAACACCCUAAUAUGAAUUUAACUCAGUUGAAGGUACUCAAGUUGGAUACAUUGGUGGAUAAUUUAUCUAUUGAUCCUUCCUCGGGGGACAUCUUGGUAGGCUGUCAUCCUAAUGGCCAGAAGCUCUUCGUUUAUGACCCGAACAACCCUCCCUCAUCAGAGGUUCUCCGCAUCCAGAAUAUUCUAUCUGAGAAGCCUACAGUGACUACAGUUUAUGCCAACAACGGAUCUGUGCUCCAAGGAAGUUCUGUGGCCUCAGUGUAUGAUAGGAAGCUGCUCAUAGGCACUUUAUAUCACAGAGCCCUGUAUUGUGAACUCUAAAUUGUCCUUUUGGUCUGUAAGUGCUCUGACUUCUCUUAACAAUUAAUUUUCUAUGAAUUGCUAAUUCCGAGGGAAUUUAACCAGCAGCAUGCAUAACAUGUAUAGUUAAUUUUAUUUCAGUAAGGAAAGGCCCCCUUCAGUUCACAUAGCGCUUUUAACAUAAAAGGAAAAUGAACGGUUUUUUUUUAAUGCCAAGUAAAGGAGAGAGAAGAAAGCUGCUUUCCAUAAAGUGAAUAUACUUUACACAAAAUAAGCCUCAUGUCUGUCUUUCAACUGCCAGAGCAUGAAUUCCACUGAAACAGGGUAGAUUAUAUGUCCUUAAAAUGUGAGUGACCUCAGCUCCACCAGUGUGACCACUGUGACUCAGAACUACUGAUAGAUAACAGGUGUUGAUGUUUUGUACUUACAUCUUUGUUUACUUUUAAAGAGUUGGAGUUAUAUUAAAGACUAACUAAAAUCCAA